Molecule: messenger RNA, 2122 nt
Organism: Brassicogethes aeneus
Lineage: Eukaryota; Metazoa; Arthropoda; Insecta; Coleoptera; Nitidulidae
Source: the annotation of a GenBank genome assembly
GUAUAACAAAAAACAAGGUUAUGCUUUAUCUUGUUUUUAAUGGAUAAAUUAAGUACCUACCUAAAUUGUUCAAAAACGACAGCAAAUAAACAAUUGCUUUGAUAGAUUAUAGUGAUUAUUUACCCAAUCUCGAUUUUUUAGGAUUAGGGUUAGAACUGAUAAAAUAUAGAUUAAAUGCAUAAAUAUAUUGAUAUUAUGGACAAAUAGGUUUAAUGUUAUACUAAAUUUUAUAUUUAACUUAACAAAAUGAGCAAUAUUAAAAGAUAUGGUUCUGUUUGUCUGAGAAAUCAUUAUAGUGAUGUUAGAGAAAAAAAUAGUGCAAUUAAUAAAGACAACAGACAAUCGAUUAUAACUUUAGACGACUUCAUAAAAUGUGGCAUAUGCAAAAGAGAACUUCAAAAUCCAAAAAUGCUGAAUUGUCAGCACACGUUUUGUCUAAUUUGCAUACAAUCUCUUAUGAUGGGUGGUAUAUUAAGUCAAGGUCCAGUUAAUACAAUUAAUAAUGUAAAAUGCCCCACUUGUCAUGAAGUAACUCCGUUAAAAGAUGGAAUAAACUCUAUAGAAAACUUAAGAGGGAAUCUGUAUUUAGAGUCGUUGCUUAAGGCUGCCAGAGAUCAACCACAAAAUCUUGACAGUAAUUGUGUAAAAUGCAACAUAAAAAGUAAUGAUUGUAAAGUAUGUCAACACUGCUUACAGGUUUUUUGCAACAUUUGCUGGGACGAGCAUAUGCCAGAACUAAACGAAAUUCUAUCAAACUUGACUAAACGUCUGGAUGAAAAUGUUUAUAAAAUUGAUCAAAAAAGCGAUUAUUUUAAGGACCACUGUGAACAGAUUAGGGAUUUAAUUGAUAUGUUGAUGGAAGAGAAAAUGAAAAACCUUAAGAAACUUCAAAAACAAGUCAUGGGAGAGUUGGAGAUAUUUAAAGAUGAGAGUGAUGAAUAUGGAAAGGAUUUAAAGAAUAAGAUGGAAGAGUUAAAAAAUAAGAUGUCUGAUGAAUCCAAAAAUAUCGGAAAUAAUAAGGAUAAAAUGUUUAGAUCCUUCCACGAACAAACAUCGGCCCUAAUCAACAAAAUUCAUAACUACGGCGAAAACAAAAUAAUAUUCGAUUCAGAAAAAUGCAAGUUGGACCUGUGCAAAGAAGGAAUUUACAACGACGACAGCUCAAAAGUAAAAAUCGUCCAUUCAAUCGAUCCCAGGGUAAAUUACUACAAAACGCGACCGUUCGUAGCCAAAUUAAAAUGGAGCAAAUGUCCGCGAUCAGGAGGUGUAGGAAUAGCACCUUGGGACACCUCCAAACUCUACAUUGCUGCAACUGAUAACAGCUGCGUGCUAAAACUCGAUAUGGUUACAAAUAAAUUACUGGGAAGUAUAAGGCAUGAUGACAUGGCGUACGCAUGCGCAGUCGCAUUUUCCAUGAAAAAUAACGAAAUUUUUAUAUCUGAUAAGUGGAAUAACUGUGUACACGUUUUUAGUAGGGAUGAAGCGUUUCAAAGAACAAUAUGUAAGGAAGUUAUUAAAACACCAAAUGGGAUUGCUAUAGGACCAAAUAACGAGCUAGUUAUAUCAGACAGUGGUAACAAAAGAAUUCUUAUAGUAUCUUUUAAAGACGGGGAAAUCAUAAGAGAAAUAAGAUCUCUAAACAACCCCACUGCUUUAACCAUACACGACUCGAAAAUCUACGUUGCCGAUACGGGAAACCACAGAAUAAAAAUAUUUAACUUCCAGGGUGAAUCCCUUCAAGAUUUUGGUACUUUAGGUAAACAUCCAGGGCAAUUUAGGUAUGCAGAAGCCAUUGCUGUAGAUCGUCAUGGUUUUAUUUUGGUUGGUGAUGCAGGAAAUGCCAGGAUUCAAGUUUUUAAACCUGAUGGUACAAUUGUUAGAAUUUUUGGUUGCAAAGAAGGUUUUGGUUGGGUUAGUGGAUUGGCUAUUUCAGACGAGUCGGAUAUAAUUUUGACCGAUCAUAAAAACAGAAGUUUCAUUAUUUUUUAAGCAAUGAGUGUCAACACUAUGGAGCCUACACAAGGAGUCCGAACUUCAUGUAUACAAAUAGCUUCCUCAAAUAAGAGGGCGCUGGUGUUCCGUUGAUUUUUUGGUUAGUACCGAAACCUCACCAAAGCACCAG